AUGGGCAAUGUUCCGCUAGAGUUUUCAUCAGAGAUUACUGUGCUUGGUGUUGUCCUGGACAGUGAACUUACACUCAGAGCUCAUUGCACUGCGGUUUCCAGGAAGUGCUUUGGCACAUUAUCGCGUCUUCGAAGAUGCAGAGAUUGUUUGCCGGUGGAUACUCGGCUACUGCUUGUCAAGCUGCUAGUUUUUUCUCAUCUGGAGUACUGCGCGUCUCUUUUCUUGGGCAUCUCUGGUGAAAUGAGACGCAAGCUUGAACGAUGCAAAAACGCUGUACUGCGCUUUGUAGAUGGUACGCCCAAGUGGCAUCACAUCACGCCUGUGUACAAAAAGUACUCGAUUCUGAGUCUAGAAGGUAGAAUUAAAUAUGUCACCAUUUGUCUACUUGUCUCGGUCAUGCGCUAG
Molecule: messenger RNA, 405 nt
Organism: Copidosoma floridanum
Lineage: Eukaryota; Metazoa; Arthropoda; Insecta; Hymenoptera; Encyrtidae
Source: RefSeq, a predicted model, not a curated record